AUGGCUUUUUUUUGGCGUCGACUAAUAAUUGUUCAUGCAGGUUCCGAUAAGGGUUUUGUGGACAAUGCCUGUUUAAUAUUUAAAGCCGGAUUGGCCACAGAUGAUUACCAUGGUCAAAUGAAUAGGAAAAAUUUUACUAGAUGGCUCACGGAAAAAUUUUCAAAUAUACCUGCCAAUUCGGUAGUAGUGUUAGACAACGCUCCUUAUCAUUCGGUGCAGCAGUAUAAAACCCCAACAAAAUCAUCUGUAAACAGAGAUAUAAUCGCCUGGUUAAUUAAGAAAGGUAUAAGUCACGAUGCAAGUGCCAGAAAAUUUGAUCUUUUCGAUUUGGUUUUACGCCACAAACCACCUGGUGACCAAAAAGAUUAUAUAGUAGAUCGGAUUAUAAGGUCCCAUGGGCAUACUCCAUUAAGAACACCGCCUUAUUUAUGCGAGUUAAACCCAAUUGAAUUAGCUUGGAAAUUUUGCCAGCACGUCAGAACUGUGGAGGAUAAAUUCUGGGAAACUGACCAAAUCAUGGAAAAAAUCGAGCCCCUUGUCAUCACAAUAGGAAAUGAGGACAGUAGCACUAAUGGCAGUAGUAGUGAAGACGAUAGUGAAGACGAUAGUGAAUACGAGGCUGAAGGUAAAGAAAACGAGUGA
Anthonomus grandis grandis is the source of this 642-nucleotide messenger RNA. RefSeq lists its product as uncharacterized. The record is from RefSeq and is a predicted model, not a curated record. The transcript is spliced from 4 exons. NCBI's taxonomy places the organism in Eukaryota, Metazoa, Arthropoda, Insecta, Coleoptera, Curculionidae. Gene Ontology annotation, molecular function: nucleic acid binding. Bases 1 to 642 code for a protein of 213 amino acids.